Lampris incognitus (smalleye Pacific opah) is the source of this 1445-nucleotide messenger RNA. RefSeq names its product twist2 (gene twist2). The record is from RefSeq and is a predicted model, not a curated record. Gene Ontology annotation, molecular function: DNA-binding transcription factor activity, RNA polymerase II-specific; protein dimerization activity; RNA polymerase II transcription regulatory region sequence-specific DNA binding. Gene Ontology annotation, biological process: developmental process; regulation of transcription by RNA polymerase II. The transcript has 2 exons. NCBI's taxonomy places the organism in Eukaryota, Metazoa, Chordata, Actinopteri, Lampriformes, Lampridae. Bases 201 to 686 code for a protein of 161 amino acids.
GAGAGAGAGAGAGAGUGGGGGGGAGAGAGAGAGAGUGGGGGAGAGAGAGAGAGAGGGAGAGAGCAUCUUCAGAAAAAACCCAAACCAAACAUCUUACUCCUUGUGCUGUUCGGAUAUACACACAAAUAUAUCUUGUAACCACGGCUUCAAAAGUGGACAACGUUUUCUCCCCUCUAUCCCUGCAUUUCUUCAAGAAAGAAAUGGAAGAGGGCUCCAGUUCUCCCGUCUCCCCAGUGGAUAGUCUGGUGACCAGCGAGGAGGAGCUGGACAGACAGCAGAAGCGCUUCGGCAGGAAAAGGAGACACAGUAAGAAGUCGAGCGAGGACAGCAGUCCCGGUCCGGUGAAACGGGCCAAGAAGCCCAGUCCCAGCAGCACGCAGUCGUACGAGGAGCUGCAGAACCAGCGGGUACUGGCCAACGUCCGGGAGAGGCAAAGGACUCAGUCGCUGAACGAAGCCUUCGCGUCUUUGCGCAAAAUCAUCCCCACGCUACCGUCGGAUAAACUCAGCAAGAUACAGACACUGAAGUUGGCCUCCAGAUACAUUGACUUUCUCUAUCAGGUGCUGCAGAGCGACGAGAUGGACAACAAGAUGUCCAGCUGCAGUUACGUCGCGCACGAGAGACUCAGUUACGCCUUCUCCGUGUGGAGGAUGGAGGGUGCGUGGUCGAUGUCAGCAUCUCAUUAGCACCCCGUGAUGCUGAGCCCGCCACUCUGAAUGCCAAAGCGACUGUUUACCAAAGUACGAAGACUAAAGGAAAAGUAAAGGAAGAGUAAAGGAAGAGUAAAGGAAGCAUAAAGGAAGAGUAAAGGAAGAGUAAAGGAAGAGUAAAAGAAGAGUAAAGGAAGAGUAAAGGAGUUAUUGGAGAACCCACGAACCUCAGAGGCAUGGCCAACAGACGUAAUGUGACACACAGCUACAGACACUUGGAGGGGUUGUUGUGUUGUUGUUGUUGUGUUGUUGUCAGUGUAGUUACAUGCUGAGCGACACAUUGGGACUGUGUGUGUGUGUGUGUGUGUGUGUGUGUGUGUGUGUGUGUGUGUGUGUGUGUGUGUGUGUGUGUGACGGAGGAGAGAGAUGUCCCUGUCAUCACCAUCACUCCAUCAGGACAGAGGGGACUAAUGCUCCGCAUCACCACAGCAAACACAUCCUUUAUCCUCCCACCAGAUUAUAUUUUUGUUUGUUUUCAAAGACUUCUAAGAAAAAAAUAUUAUAUAUAUAUAGAUAUAUAAAUGAACCCGUAUUGUACAUACCUGUGUAAGUAGGCUCAUUAGUUUGUAAAAGGGACCAAUGCAAUUUAGAGGUAUUACGUUGUUGAAAUACGCUGCAUGGAAAUUUAUCACGACUUUCUUUUGGCAAAUUCGACUCAACACUCCGUCCAGUGUACAUUUUGCUUAUUUAUUAAAACACGUAUUUUUUUUGAACGGGAUGCAUUUGAGGUCUUGA